GGUUUUCAGGAAACCUGGAAGCGGCGGCGAUAGUUGGAGUCUAAACACUCUUGUGACGGUCUCCGGGUGUCCUGUGAGAGGAAAGGGGAGGAUGCCACUGGGAUCAUCUUCCUCUUCAAUGCCGCUAUCCUUCCCUUCUCCCUUACCCUCGGUACCAGACAAUAUUUCUAACUCUUCCCCUCCCCCAAUGUCUUACAUCACUUCCCAGGAGAUGAAGUGUAUUCUUCACUGGUUUGCCAGCUGGUCAGGUCCUCAGCGUGAACGUUUCCUACAGGACCUGGUAGCUAAGGCAGUACCGGGAAAAUUGCAGCCACUGCUGGAAAGUCUGGAGCAGCUUAGCGUGUCUGGAGCAAACCGACCACCUUGUAUCUUUGAGUGCCAGCUACGUCUUUGGGAUCAGUGGUUUCGAGGCUGGGCUGAGCAGGAGCGCAAUGAAUUUGUCAGGCAGCUGGAGGUCAGUGAGCCAGACUUCGUGGCAAAGUUUUACCAAGCAGUGGCUGCUACCGCUGGUAAAGACUGAUAGGCCUUAAAAUCAAAGAAGAUAACCAGAGCUGAUGGAGCCGAGGCCACAACUUUACCAUGAGAACUUCAAAUGUAUCACUUAAAGGCCUGGGGAUGGUGUCCCGAUCAGCUGACUGAACUCGCUGACCAGUACAGGCCUGGUGAUUUCAACAGCCGAUCAAC
This is a messenger RNA of Eubalaena glacialis (North Atlantic right whale), 684 nucleotides long. RefSeq lists its product as uncharacterized. The record is from RefSeq and is a predicted model, not a curated record. The coding region runs from base 92 to 520 and encodes 142 amino acids. NCBI's taxonomy places the organism in Eukaryota, Metazoa, Chordata, Mammalia, Artiodactyla, Balaenidae. The transcript has a single exon.